Molecule: messenger RNA, 4073 nt
Organism: Chaetomium strumarium
Lineage: Eukaryota; Fungi; Ascomycota; Sordariomycetes; Sordariales; Chaetomiaceae
Exons: 2
Coding region: 104-3985 (1293 amino acids)
Biological process (GO): phosphatidylinositol phosphate biosynthetic process; inositol phosphate biosynthetic process
Cellular component (GO): cytoplasm; nucleus
Molecular function (GO): inositol hexakisphosphate kinase activity
Source: RefSeq, a predicted model, not a curated record
UUCCAUUCCGAAGAGAUCCCGUUUUAUCUUCUCUCCUUCAUUCUGGAAACCGACCCGGUAGCAGCGCACCUCCCCAUGCGCCGCCCAAUGUUCUAUAUUACUCAUGUCCAACCCGCCCUCUCCCCCUGAAAAUGCCGCUGCCCCAGCAGCGGUGAGUCCCGCACGGACUGCUGGCGACGCCACGAACUCUGUUCCUGAAGCAGAAGCGCCACCGCCUUGUCCACCCGCGGUCCCGACACAAGAGACAGGGACCCUCUCGUCGGUACCACCACUACCACCAUCAACACCCCCUGCCCAGCAAGGCACGCCCGGCACCGAUCCCCUGGUUGAACAGGCCACGGUGAUCUCUGCCGCGUCCCAUGCUGAUCCCGUCAAAUAUGCCCGGGGCCCUGCCAUCCUGCAACGGCCCCACGGCCCUUCCUUGCUGACCCAAGCUUUAGCAACAGCUCGUGGCAUCCCUCGACAGCAUCAGCCCAACAAUUCUCCGUACCCGCCUCAGCAUCCUCCUGAGCUCCAAGAGUCGCUGAGUACAGACGCCGAAGAUCGAGACCCGCGUCAUGGCUCCCUGACACAAGCUGAUGGCAAUUCACUGCCGCUACGACUUUCCCCUCGAAAGACAACAAUGCCUUCCGCAACCGCAACGUCCACGGCAGUGGCCUCUCCACUCCAUGGCAGAAUUGAUCUCAGCGAAGUCAACUCGGUGCUCAAUGGCCACCGCGAGUUCCUGACCAAGACCAAGGGUAGAACCGGGUCGUUCGAGGGAACCGAGAGGGAGCGCCCAGGUCGAUGGCAUACUUACUCGCACGAUAAGGCUGCUACCAACCCUCUAGCCUCUCCGCGGCUUACCGACUCCCCUCCUCCUUCGCAGGAUGAGAUUGCCGGCGAGAACCGUGGGUCAGAACCCCGUCCUCAGCCAAGAGCUUGGAAGACAGAGCACCGGGUGUCCAUGGGCCCCGAGAAAGCAUGGUCAAUCGGGGCGGGAGACUCCACCAACAGCCAAGAUGGACAGGUAGAGAAAUCCAUCUCCGAGGUGCUCGCGGGAGUUGAGCACAAUACACGCAGCCGGAAGGCUAGCCACAGCCUACGGUUCUUCAAGGAAGGCCUGCCCGAGAAAGGGAGGCGGAAGGACCAGCGCUCUGCACUGACCCCGCGAGACAAGUCACCCCCAAGAGGGGAGAGGCUUGCCGACAUCAAGGAGCAAACCGUGGACGCUGAAACAGUGGAGCCCCAAGUGCUUGGGGACGCUGGGUUGUCACAUCAGCAGCAAAACAGGGCUCCAGUCCCUCCUACACGGUCGCCGGAGGCUAAGGUCACUCACGGCUCUGCCGAAGACUACUUCGCCCAGAGACACAGCGAAACAAUCCGACAUGUGGCCGCUGAACCCGUGCUCUCCCAGUACGAGGGGGAUGACGGCGACCACAAAGUUGUCGAGUCUACCGAAUCGGGACAAUUACUAAAGCCGCGGGGAGAGGGCGACCUCGGUGUCGCAGCUGGGGAGAGCGCCGAGGAGGGCGAGGACUCUGGAGAGGAAAAGAUCUCAUCAGCAGUGUUCUUGCCGCAUCAGGGUCUUGAGCAGGAGCAGGAACACUCACCUGUUCCUGGAAUUCCUCAAAGGGUUGCGCCCUCGAGGAGACACUCGCGGCAUGAUGAUUUCCAUCCGUGGCUUGUCAAAGCUGAUGAGCCCGAGACCGACGACAAGGGUGAUGACGUUGACUUGGAGAGCAAAGUCAGGCCGGAAGCUGCCGAAUAUGCCAGUAUAGCUCCAGAGGUAGCCUCCAGGCAGGUUGAUGAAUCUGCCCCUGUUGAUGAACGUGAACCUGGUGUCCCCUCUUCCCGCCCGUCUCGUCCGGUCUCCCAGUACUAUGAGGAUGCCGUCCACGAACACCAACUGACUCCAAAGCAACCGUUGGAGGCCAUUGAACUCAUUCCCUACAAGCACCAGGUCGGGGGGCAUACCACGCUGUGGAGGUUUUCGCGUCGAGCUGUCUGUAAGCAGCUGAACAACCGUGAGAACGAAUUCUACGAAAAGGUCGAAAAGUACCAUCGCGAUUUACUGGCGUUUCUGCCCAGGUAUAUCGGGGUGCUGAAUGUCACCUUCCAGAAGCAGCCGCGCCGCAAGUCCACCAUGAGACGAGACGAAGCUGCUCCCUCUGGACGCCCUCAGGCGGCUCCGAGUGAGCCCGCACAGCUGGAGGGUAACGGGACGGCCAAUGGCGAGAUCGCCUCGCCGUCUAAAGAGUCCCAGAAUUCGGAUGCGCGGGUAGUCAGCCAGUCGAUGCAGUCAUCGGCGGCUCAGAUCCCGACCGUUACGUUUGCAGAUAACCAACAUAUCUUACCAAGAAACCUCCUUCAACCGGCAGCAAACCUCCCUAGUCACCUUGGGCGCUUCCGGAGUGCUUCAGCGUAUGCGCAGGGCACAGGGGGACAGGAUGCACGGGCGACAGGCAACCGAGAGGAGCUGUCACGCCCAGGCUUGCAGGAUCGUCCAAACAGCUGGGGCGCCACAACCGUGAACAAGAAGCUCCGUAACGAGGUUUUCAACGAUGCUUUCUUGAAGCAGCCAAUCGCCAUCCACCGGCAUCGCAAGGGCCAUCAGCGAGUGCCGCGGCGCGCACUUCAGCAGGUGCUUCGGCCAUCCGGGUCGGAUCCGAGUUUGAUAGAAUCCCAUGAGAAGAAGGCUCAGGCAGCGGCCAGCGCCGUUGAAGAGUCUGCCAACCCGACCGGCAGCUCGCAUAUGCACAGCCAGAGCGAUCUUGGCCGCAGGCUUGAGUGCUGCGAGGAUGAGGAGGAGGCGCCGAAGGACGUGACAGGCACCAGCGCGCCGGAGCCCGAGAUCUUGGGGGAAUCGUCGCCCGCCCAGAAGAGGAAGCGCCGCUACUCCGGCACCGGUCUGCGUAGGAAGCCGAAGGAUGUCAGGGAGGGCCGCGGUGAUCUGAAAUACUUCGCGGAGGCGGACGAUGCGGGCUACAAAGGGGACCGCGAAGACGCUCAGCAGUUCGAGGUGUUCAGAGCCUCGCCGGAACGAACAGCGCCGGAAGCUGAGACUAAAGCUGUUGAGAUUCCCGCCGCGGCUCCAGCGCCACCCGUUGGUCCUCUGGGAUACAGCAAGAUUCCGCGCCCGGUCAACCCUAAGGAAGCCCAGACUCAGCGCGAUUCGCGCGUCGAAUAUUUCCUCCUCCUCGAAGACCUGACCGCCGGUAUGAAGCGCCCCUGCAUCAUGGACCUCAAGAUGGGUACACGCCAAUACGGCGUCGACGCCAAUCCCAAGAAGCAGAAAUCCCAGCAAGGGAAGUGUGCUAAGACCACCUCGCGCGAGCUCGGCGUCCGCGUCUGCGGGCUCCAGGUCUGGGACGUCAAGACCCAAAGCUACGAGUUCAAAGACAAAUACUACGGCCGCGAGCUCAAAAAGGGCGCCGAAUUCCAAGCCGCCCUCACGCGCUUCUUGUACGACGGCGUCGACCGCGCCAGCAUCCUGCGCCACAUCCCCACCGUCCUGCAGAAACUGGACGAGCUAGAAGUCAUCAUCAAGCGGCUACGCGGCUACCGCUUCUACGCGGCCAGCCUGCUGAUGUUCUACGACGGCGACGAUACCGCCGAUAAUAACAACAAUAAUAAUAACUACUAUGCCGAGGACUCGACAACGGACUUUGCCACGGACACGGAGGAGGCCUCGCCCUACAACAGCAACAACAACAACCGCCGGGCGCGGCACAGCAGGCGCGAGAUCGAUUUCAAGAUGGCGGACUUUGCGAACUGUGUCACGGCGGGUGACCUGUCGGCGCGCGACCGCCCGUGCCCGCCGAAGCACCCGGACCAGCCGGACCGCGGGUUCUUGAGGGGCCUGCGGAGCCUGAGGAAGUAUUUCUUGAAGAUCCAGCGGGAUACGCGGGCGGAAAUGGGGUUGGUGGCGCCCUCGAGGCAGGGGGAUACUAUUUCGGAGCUGGAUUUGGAGGUUACUGAGGAUGAGGGGAGCGUUAGUGAAUGAGUGAGUGAUUUGAGGGGAGGGAGGAGUGAAUAACUAUGCUGUUUCUCUUUUCUUAAGAUCCAAGUUUCUACUUGACUACGGAUGAGGU